Messenger RNA from Oikopleura dioica, 405 nucleotides. Lineage: Eukaryota; Metazoa; Chordata; Appendicularia; Copelata; Oikopleuridae. The record is from the annotation of a GenBank genome assembly.
AUGUCACCAAUUGGCCCUGGUAAGCCUGCUACAGACACGUCUGGAUCCGAUCUCAACUCUUCUGGAUCAUCUGGUGGCUCAGUCAUCCCUAUGGACCUCGGUGCUACCAACGGAACGAUGUUCGAGACCGCCCAUGACACUACUGCAAUCCCAGAAGUUGUUGCUAGUGAAGAGACAGUAGUUUCUCACCACUAUGAUUCAAAAAAUGCUACAGCAACAGCUGAAAGACCAAUUGAAACCGAUUCUAAGCCCGAAAAACCAUCUGGAAAACGUCCCCGAGUCGACUCGCCAAACUCAUCCGUGAUCGAAGCUGCACCACCGAAAAGAAGGUCCGCUCGGGAGAAAAAACAAACAAGCCAGCUCAAUAUUGGAUCAUCCAAGGGGAAGUCUUACGACUCAGCGUAA